UAUGGACACUUGAACGAUUCUGAGAGGUUUUAUCCACAAAUUUGCCCUAUUAAAAACGCCUGUGUAUCGUGACGGGACGUGUUUUCUUUCUGUUGGCCGGAAGUCAAGCAUGACGAGAACGAUGAAUGCUGUGAAUAUGUGAUGUGGGACGUGAUAUAUGUCGUGAAUAUGCAGACUUUCACAUAAAUUAACGCCAGUUCAGCUGGAACAUACCUCGACGUAAAUACUUACUAGAGUUUUGGUAUUAGGCGAUUCACUUUCUAACAACUGAGAACGGGUUUUCAUAUUUUUCUGGCAGGAAACAUGGAAACCAUCCUGGUCCGAUUGGCGUUGUGUGCACUCAUCUGGGUUCCGGGACUAAUGGCAAGGGCGGCAUGGAUUGAACUUUCUCACCCAUUUAACAAUGAGACUCUCUACUGGCCCGGUCUUCCAACGUUCAAUCUAACCACAAUGUUUGAUGGCUAUCAACCCGGUGGAUUUUACCUCCUAAUGUAUUCCUUCGGUGCCCCCGAGCACGGAGGCACUCAUUUAGAUGCGCCUAGACAUCUUUCUUUUGGGAAAUGGACGACAGAUGAAAUUCCUCUUGAUCGCCUCAUCGGACCUGCCAUCAAGAUCGACAUAUCCUCCAAAGCUGCCCAGAAUGCUGAUGUUGAAUUAACACCCAGUGAUUUGCAAGCAUGGGAAAAAAUACACGGAAAGAUCCCGGAUGAUGUGAUAUUGCUGGUAUUUAGCGACUGGGCACGAUUUUGGCCAGACAGGAAAACGUAUAUGGGAACGGACACAGCAAACGCUUCAUUGCUGCAUUUCCCAGGUAGGGUCUUAAAGCAUUCGUGUCAUAUCUUGCUUGCUAUCGUCGAAAAACUGAUUAAGAAGUUGAACGUGCAUACACAUUUAUGCGCGUAAUGAGAUUCUUUGAGAUACCCAGUCGUGUUUAAGUCAUAAUGUCAAGGCUCUCUAUAAACCGUAAGGGCGUAAGGGAGAGGGGGAAGGGGAAUGUCACAUCCCCCAAGGUUUUGUGCAAUUUUCAAAAGGGCGUGGCAGCCAAACUUCGUAAGCGCGCGCUAUUUCUAGUAUUGGG
Messenger RNA from Orbicella faveolata, 1078 nucleotides. RefSeq lists its product as uncharacterized. NCBI's taxonomy places the organism in Eukaryota, Metazoa, Cnidaria, Anthozoa, Scleractinia, Merulinidae. Gene Ontology annotation, molecular function: arylformamidase activity. The record is from RefSeq and is a predicted model, not a curated record.